This is a messenger RNA of Monomorium pharaonis (pharaoh ant), 4460 nucleotides long. Its product is annotated as paired mesoderm homeobox protein 2B. The transcript is spliced from 5 exons. Gene Ontology annotation, biological process: regulation of transcription by RNA polymerase II. The coding region runs from base 3015 to 3821 and encodes 268 amino acids. The record is from RefSeq and is a predicted model, not a curated record. Lineage: Eukaryota; Metazoa; Arthropoda; Insecta; Hymenoptera; Formicidae. Gene Ontology annotation, molecular function: DNA-binding transcription factor activity, RNA polymerase II-specific; RNA polymerase II transcription regulatory region sequence-specific DNA binding.
AUUUACCCGAAAUGUUAAACAAAAAUUAUUUACUAGCAAUAAAAGUUUCUUUGGAAACGAUUUUAAUUUAAUUCUUGACACUACUUCUAAUGCUAAUUCCUACUACGCUGUACUACGGUACUUAAUGUUUAGUAUUUGAAUUAUCGUUACUCUUCUUCCUUUGUACAUUAAUGUCGAGCAGAGGAAUGCGUAACUUUGACGUCUCGUGUAGCGCGGUCAGCUGUCGCCACUCAGUCGUUCUGCUUUUAACGCACUUUCGACCGUUUCGCGCCGUAAAAUUACUACCUCUUUUCCUCUUCCUAUUUUCUCUGCAUACCGAUGCUGCGAUGGAAACGUCACGAUAAUGGCAAAGCACAAAGUUUGCUGCACGCGAUUUGCUUAUGCCGACGGGUCCGCAUUUGCGCAUUCUAAUUCUAAUUUUACAAGCGAAGGCGUCAAUCUGACGUAAUUGAAAACUACGUCGGAUUAUUUCCUGUAUUUGCCUUUCUCUUACGUCGCCAAAGUUGAGAAACGCAAUAACUGUGUGAGAUCUAUCGAUUUUUACUGAAAAAAAGAGGAUUGGAAAUCAAAUUAAAUACAAAUUAAAAGAUGAAUAAAAUAUGUAAACGUUACAUCUGUAUGUUUGUCGAUUAAUAUUGUUUCUAUUUAAAAGUACUUUGCUCUUGGGAAAAGUUUCAAAGCACUGCAUUAGAAGACCCUAAAAAUAUUUUUACUGUGCCAUAAAACUCUUGGCGUAAUCUCACCUCGCAGCAUUAUACUUUCGAAAAGUUGUUCCUGAGUUGUCGUAUUAAUCAUCUAAAAGAGGGAAUAAAUUUUCUCAAGGCUCGUAUUAUUUGAUAUUCGAUAUUGAUCUCGCAUUGAGAACCGGAAAGAAAGAUAGUCAAUGGGGCGAACACAUCUGAGGUGUAACGAUGGAUUAUAAGGGAUCGGAAACGACGUUUACAGUUUACAAUUCAAGGGUGGGUUUCAUAUUUUUUCCCCGAAGAGCACAUUUUUUUCGCGACUCUAAUAUUUAUAUAAGUCGCUUUUUCUUCCUGCCUUUUCAUAGAAGAAUUAUGAGGUGUCUUAUUAACCUGCUAAACAAACAAGGUCGUAAAAUAUCUGAGUUUUAAUAUGAUUUUACGAUGAAAAAAGACUAAGAUUAAAAAAAAAUUGACUUGUCUCCUUCUAAUCCGACAUCAGUAUCUUAAUGUUGCAAUAAAGUACCAUUGUUUUUAGAAGCAUAUAAAACGCGUUGGCAAAUGGAAAAAAAGGACUGCGAGGAAAUUGCAAUAACAUUAUAUAUUAUAUAAAAAGUUUAAUCUAAGUAUUGCCAAUUUCUAAUAUUUAAAAAAUUUUUAAUUAUUCUACUCCGUUUAAAGAUAAAUAUUUAAAAAUGCAAAGCAAAGCAAUGUUAUUGUCGUGCACAAUAAUUUCUUUUUAUACUUAUAAAUAAUAUUUUUGUUGAAAAUAUAGAAAGCCAUUAAUUUUUUAAAUUGGAACAUCUUGUCAAAAUGUUAAGUUGGGGAUAGAAACAAGAAAAAUGGAUAACAAGAGCCUCUGCAUUUAUUCUUUCCGGAUCGUUCUGAAUGGCUCGACCCUGUAUAUCGGAACAUUGUGAAGGAUACACGACAUCCCUGUGUAACGUGAUACUAGCCGCCGGUGCGAGGAGAAGGAUGAGAAGGAAAAGAUGAUGAAGAAGACCUGUGUUCUGGUUUAUAAAAAUUGCUGUUGAAAUAUAUCCUCGAAAGCCGAAACCACGGAAACGCUGGCGCCCAUACGUCACCGCUAACACGCCAAUGUUUCGUUAACACAUUAACAAGAACACAGUGCGAUAAAUUAUUUAUUCAUGCUUUUAUUUUUUUUUUCUUUCGCCAAAUUUUUCCGUUGAGUGAUCGAUAUGAAUAAUUCGGUAGUAAUUUCCGGUAAUCAUCUUUUUAAGAUGCCGAACUUGCGUGACAAAUUUUCAUACUAGAUUACAAAAUCUUAAUUGAAAUCAAUAUAAAUAAUUAUCAUUUUAAAUAUUAUUCGUAUACUUGAUUUAACUGUAGAUAGAUUUAGCUGUACAUGAAAGAGUGGCGUUUUGCAUUUUUUUAAAGAUUCUUUGAACUCUAUCCAAUCAUCGUAAAAACCUGCCGCGAACAUAUUGCAUUGAAGUGACAUCGACAAAAAUAAAUAGAUUGCCUCACCGCGCUCUGUGCGUUGCGGCGCAUCUUAAUAAAAGCGCGUGCACAUACGACCUUCCGCCUCUAAGACUACCGGUAGCCAUUUAGAAACCAAUGAGCUUCUAAUGAAGGUGGAGCUUGCGACGGAAAUCUCCACCUACUCUUAAAACGCUCUAUUUCCCUCCGCUCGGCAGCGACGAGCGACACAGCACGAGCCGGGAGAAGAUCGCGGAGAACGCAAGAGAACGAGAUAGAGAGAGAGAGAGAGAGAUGAAAACAGAGACGGAGGUGGAGAGUCGAUGAGGACCUUUAAGUACGUCUUAACUCGGCCAAGUCAGUUGGCAUCUCGCUGCCCGAGAGCAAAAUGACGCCUUCGUUUUCGAGCGCGAUCCCGCGUUCAGACGGCCCCGCGAUCGGAUUGUCGUAACUCCGAACGUUGAACGGAAAUUACGGACUCCAGUUGCAUCUCCAGCAGUUGCUUGACGCAAAUUGAGAUCUGUGGCGGACGUGCAUUGAUCGGUUAUGUUCGAAAGUGAAUAGGGAACUUUCGACAAAUUUGCUUUAUGAGAUAGAAGUUGCCACCGGCACAAGUUGAUGAGAAAACGUGAACGAAAGUGAGGUAGUACCAGGUAAGAUUCUACUUCGUGAAAUUGAGACGACGCUCGCGGAAUUGAGUCGACGCAGCCGAUGAUAUAAAUACGCGGGAAGCGAAGGAUGCGUUAAAAAAUUGAAAACCUGCGCGCGCGAGAGAGAGAGAGAGAGAGAGAGAGAGAGAGAGAGAGAGAGAAGCGGAGAACUUGGCAAUGGAAUCGUAUUGAUUGUCAUGCUGACGUGAAAGAAAGUGCGCCGGAAGAGAGCGGGAGAAAAAAAAUGUUAGCCGCGACAGACGCGGGGCAAGGCGCGAAUAACAGCGUAAUAGUGUCGCAGCUCACGAAUUCGCACACUCCGCAGGAUUUCACGGUCUCACGUCUCCUGUCCACGCCGACACACUCCUUAGAUUGCAGCGAGACCUCUUCUGCUACUGGGAACAGAAGACCCAGGAGAAGCAGGACAACCUUCUCGGCGCAACAGUUGGCCGCGUUGGAGAGGGUCUUUGAGAAGACGCACUAUCCAGACGCCUAUGUUCGCGAGGAACUGGCGACUAGGGUGUCUUUGUCGGAGGCCAGAGUGCAGGUGUGGUUUCAGAACAGGCGGGCGAAGUUCCGGCGGAACGAGCGGAGCUCGGCGAUGAGCCGAGGCGUCUCCGCGGGCAGGGAGAUGGAGGCCGCGCUACCGCUGCGCCCUAUCAGGGUGUCGCAUCCGCCGCAGCAUCCGGCGGAGAGCAACGCGGAAUCGUCGCAGGGCGCAACUGCCGCGACCACCCAGGUGACGGCGCAGUACUCUUACGGCGAUUAUUGGCGAACGACGCCGCAGCACUACGCGGUGCAAACUGCUGCGACCGCUGCCGGCUGUCACGGCUUCGCCGCGAACGGCGGCCUGGCGAACGUGGGCCUGCCGUCGUACCACCAUCACCAGGCCGACAUCCAUCACGGCACUCUCCACGACGGAACCGCCGUGAACGGGCUGAGCGCUCUGAGGCUGCGAGCGCAUCCCUACAGCUCGACGUAUCCAGCGAUGCACGCGAACCGUUCGAGUUGCUCUACAAUAUCAUUCUGGAGAUGUUACGCAAACAUGUGAAGAAUCAGUUAACGGAAUCUUUAUAAAAGUGACUGUGAAUGUUCGCUCGUCUAAUCGUUUAAACCAAAGAUACUAUAUGUAUAAGUUGAUUGUUAAGACUAAAUUUAAAACUCCCAUAGUCGAUUCCAUGAUGAUUCGAUGAUCUCGCGCUGCAACUGGGAAUCCCAGGGGAUAUGUGCAAAAAAGGAUAUUCUACAGAUUAUCGUAAACUAUAAACGUCCAACGUUGAUCGUGUGCCUUAUAACAAAUGAUGAUAAUGAUAAUUAACCGAUUAGAUUAGGUUUAAGUAAGUUCUGAACACACAGGGUAAAUAAAUAGUGCUUCUUUUUCGCGUCGAUAGAGUAGCACAUUAAGUUAUAUACAUGAGGAAGUAUAUGUUAGAACAUUGCAAUAUAUUUUAAAUACAGAAUACGGUAUUCUACACGAAGUUAUGGCCUUACAUAGAUAUAUGUAGACGGUAUUGAUAAAGACAACGUCGUGUGCAAUAAAAACAUUGAGAUCGGAGAUUAUCUUUGGGUAUGUUUUCUCGAUAUAUAUAUAAAGUCAGAAAAGAGUACACAACAUACAGAUAUAUGUAACAAAUACAUGUAUAUAUAUGUACACAUAUCGAAAUAUAUAUUGGCACAGGAUUAGAAUAUA